Closterium sp. Yama58-4 is the source of this 810-nucleotide messenger RNA. The record is from the annotation of a GenBank genome assembly. NCBI's taxonomy places the organism in Eukaryota, Viridiplantae, Streptophyta, Zygnematophyceae, Desmidiales, Closteriaceae.
AUGGCGCAGGACCGCGCGACUGCUGCUGAAGGUUGCCGGAAACUCGUAUAUUCAUGGGGAGCGAACGAGGAUGGGCAGUUGGGCACGGGCGCGUUGGCGCACUCAGCAGCGCUGCAGCUGGUGCCGGCGCUGGCAGGGGCGGACGUGGUGCAGCUCGUGGGCGGCAGCAGGAACUCGCUCGCGCUCACGCAGGACGGCCGGGUGUUCGUGUGGGGGUGGAACCAGCGCAGCACAUUGGGCCAUCCACCCGCCCCGGCCGCCCCGAGAGAAGCCGUCCCCUGCCAGGUGGAGUCGCUUAAAGACGAGAAGAUUGUGCAGGCAGCCAUUGGAGGGUGGCACUGUCUAGCCGUAAACGAGAAGGGGACAGCGUUCUCCUGGGGCGGCAAUGAGUACGGGCAGUGUGCAGCCAAGGUGGCUGACAAGCUGCACGGCAACAAGCUGAGCGCGCGCGACAUCCUCUCGCCCUUCCCCUGUGUGCCGCAACUGCGCGUCAAGCAGGUGGCAGCGGGCGGCACGCACUCGGUGGUGCUCACGAGGGAGGGCGACGUGUGGGUGUGGGGGCAGCCCUGGCCGCCCGCUGACGCCAAGCAGGUGUGGGUGCCGGCCAAGGUACCUGGGCUGAAGGGCGUGAGGAGCAUAGCAGUGGGCGCGUUUCACAACCUGGCACUGCAGGGGGAUGGCCGCGUGGUGGCGUGGGGUAACAACGAGUAUGGACAGCUGGGUACAGGGGACACACAGCCACGCUCGCUGCCUGUGGAGCUGCCUCAACUCACACAGGCUGAUGUGGUGCGUGUGUGGUGGAGUGAGUAG